AUGUGCUUUGUCUUGGACAUGAUUAAAGUUUUGGAUAAGAAAAACGAUGUCACUUUUAAUGUAGUUCUGAAGAUAAUAAUUAAGGAAUUAACAUUGAUAUGUUUUCAAUUGUUAUCUUAUAUGGGUCCUAUUAGAAAUUACAAAUACAAAUCAGGAGCCCAAAAAAGAAAGGAGAAAUUAAGGAAGGAACUCUUGCAAAAAAGUCAGGUUGGUUAUCUUAAUAAGUAUUUUAAUACAAAUAAUGUAGACAAUUUUGUAGUGAAUGAGAAUGACAUUGAGAAUCAAUUUGAUAUUGAAAGUAAUGAGAAUGAGAAAAUUUCAAGUGAUGUGAAUGAAAAUGAAGAAGUGAAUGGAACAUUUAAUGAGAAUGAGAAAACUUCAAGUGAUGUCAAUGAAAAGGAAGAACUAAAUCAAACAGUGAAUGAGAAUGAGAAAACUUUAAGUGAUGUAUUCAACUUUCCUUUUGAUAUUGAUGAUCCAGGAAAUUGGGAUAGGAUUGGUCAUAUUAAUAUGACAAACUUUAUAGUUGAAAGAGGUCCAAAAAGAGUCAUUAAGGAAGAGUUUACUAGGGAUGCUUCUGGUAGGAAUUUUUCUUCAUGGCAUUAUAUUAGAGAAUUACCAAAUGGAGAGAAACAAGAUAGGAAGUGGUUGAUAUAUUCAGUUUCUUUAGAUAAAGUAUUUUGUUUUUGUUGUAAAUUGUUUGCAACAAAGAAGCAUCUUGUGGGUUUUUUAGCUGAGGGAGGUUUUAAUGACUGGCAUAAUAUUUCUGAACGACUAAAAAGUCAUGAACGAAGUACACAACACAUUGAGUCAAUUGCUAGUUGGGUGGAAUUAGAAAAACGACUGAAAAUGAAGUUAACAAUUGAUGCAAGUUUAGAAGAACAAGUUAAUCAAGAGAAAAAACAUUAG
This is a messenger RNA of Humulus lupulus (European hop), 909 nucleotides long. RefSeq lists its product as uncharacterized. NCBI's taxonomy places the organism in Eukaryota, Viridiplantae, Streptophyta, Magnoliopsida, Rosales, Cannabaceae. Bases 1 to 909 code for a protein of 302 amino acids. The record is from RefSeq and is a predicted model, not a curated record. The transcript is spliced from 2 exons.